UAACAUGAAUAGAAUCGCCAGUGUGAUGAAAGAUGAAAACCACAUCGAAAUAAAUUCCGUUACUUCAAUCUUCCCACUGAAAUGUAUUUUUGCUAGGAACUGAGUUCUCGUGAAAGAUGGACGAAAACACCAAGAAAGAAAUAAUUUCGUGCAUUGAAGAGUCUAUGUUAGAAAGUUUGUCAGACUUGAAGAUCGAUUUUACUGGCACCAACGAGAAGGGUGAAGGUUAUGCAGCUGACUUUGUUUUUGCCACAGUUAGUGGCAAGGGUGAAAACAAGGAGUACAAAGAAGUAUACUUGGCCAUUAAAUUCGGUAAGAGGAGCAAAGAGCUCAGAGCAGUGAUAUUAGAUUGCUACAGAAGGGAAGCAUUUUUCUACGACAAAGUACUUUCCACGUUUCGCGAUUUCCAAAUGAAAAGGAACAUUGUGAAUUCAUUUUCCGCUUUUCCCAAGUGCUACAAAAUAUGGUUUUCGGACUCCUUGGAGGCAUUGGUACUGGAAAAUUUGAAGAGGAACGGAUUCGCAUUGCACGACAAAAGUCAACCGAUGAACUUCCAGCAUAUAUACCUUGUUUUGAGAAGUUACGCAAAAUUCCACGCCUUAUCGUUUGCGCUACGGGAUCAGCAAGUAGAAAAAUUCAACGAAUUAACUGCUGAUUACGAUUCGAUUCUCAAGAAAAUGAUACUAGGACCAGGUGCCUUGGAAAACCAUUAUAGGGCAUCAUGUGAUUUGAGAGAAGCUGGAAGGACUGAUUUGGCGAUGAAAUGUGAGGAAAUAGAAAACAACAGGAAGGGGAUUUUUCAGGAAUGUCUUGAUGAUGUCCCAACAGAAGCUGUUAUAACCCAUGGAGAUUGUCAUAACAACAACUUCCUUUUUGAGUAUGAGGCGAAUGACAAGGACAACCCAAUCAGUGUAGCCAUCAUUGACUGGCAAUUAUCCGAAAUACACUCACCAGUGAUGGAUCUAUCAUACUUCUUAUAUUGUGUGGCACCCAAAGAGGCCUUGGCCAAACUCGAUGUCCUACUCAAAUACUAUCACGAACAUUUGACAAACUUCAUGAGGGAGUUGGGCUCAGAUACUGCUAAAUUGUUUCCAUAUCACACCUUGGUAAAACAUUGGAGAAAAUAUUCCAUUUUCACAUUCACCUUCCUUGUGGGUGUACUAAAGAUCAUUUAUGUUGAAAAAGAUCAUGCCCCGCCCACUGAGGGAUUUCAGGAUAUGGAGAAAAUGUUCAAGGGGAUGAAAUUGACAAACGAAGCUGUGUAUAGGGAGAGGCUAAUAUCAGUCGUGGACCACUUUUUCAACUUUAUACUGAAUUGACAGUAGCAGAAAGGUGUACGAGAUGAUUCGCUCGUAGUUUAAAUGAUAUUCUACUUAUUGUAGAUAUAAAUACAUUUAUUCAUAGUAAAUUUAUCUAUAGAAAAUAUAUA
This is a messenger RNA of Leptinotarsa decemlineata (Colorado potato beetle), 1429 nucleotides long. RefSeq lists its product as uncharacterized. The record is from RefSeq and is a predicted model, not a curated record. NCBI's taxonomy places the organism in Eukaryota, Metazoa, Arthropoda, Insecta, Coleoptera, Chrysomelidae.